Molecule: messenger RNA, 2402 nt
Organism: Acinonyx jubatus (cheetah)
Lineage: Eukaryota; Metazoa; Chordata; Mammalia; Carnivora; Felidae
Gene: FOXI2
Product: forkhead box I2
Exons: 2
Coding region: 157-1143 (328 amino acids)
Biological process (GO): regulation of transcription by RNA polymerase II; cell differentiation; anatomical structure morphogenesis
Molecular function (GO): RNA polymerase II cis-regulatory region sequence-specific DNA binding; DNA-binding transcription factor activity, RNA polymerase II-specific
Source: RefSeq, a predicted model, not a curated record
UCUUCCGACGCUGUCUGUCGGGGGAAGGGAGGGGGCUCGCCACGCACACUCACCCGGGACUGGGCCCCCGCUCCUCGACGGCAUUUAAAGGGCGGAGGGCGGGGCCCCGCGGGCCGCACCGGGGAGCGGCGGGCAGCCAAGCUGGAUGGGGCGCCCAUGAGCUUCGGCGCCGAGCUUCCCGGCCAGGCCCGGGAACGGCCGGACAUGGCCUCGUACCGCGACGGCUCGGGUGCGUGUCCCGUCCCGCACAGCCAGGCCGGGGCCACCGCGCACCCCGUGGCCUACGCGCGCGCCGAUCUGGGCGCGGGAGCCGGGGCCCAGUGCCCGUGGCUGAACGCGCCGGCUCUCAGCCCCGCGCCCUACACCGCCGGCCCCCGGCCCGCGCCCCCCUACGCGGCCCCCGGCCCGCUCCUCGGCGCCCCGGGCGGCCUGGCGGGCGCAGACCUCGCGUGGCUGAGCCUGUCAGGCCAGCAGGAGCUGCUGAGGCUGGUGCGGCCGCCCUACUCGUACUCGGCGCUCAUCGCCAUGGCCAUCCAGAGCGCGCCGCUGCGGAAGCUGACGCUCAGCCAGAUCUACCAGUACGUGGCCGGCAACUUCCCCUUCUACAAGCGCAGCAAGGCAGGCUGGCAGAACUCCAUCCGCCACAACCUGUCGCUCAACGACUGCUUCAAGAAGGUGCCCCGCGAGGAGGACGACCCAGGUAAAGGCAAUUACUGGACCCUGGACCCAAACUGCGAGAAGAUGUUCGACAAUGGCAACUUCCGACGGAAGAGGAAGAGGAGAGGAGAGGUGAGCGCCGCCGCAGCCUCGGGAGGCGGGAGCCCCGGAGGAGCCACGGCGCGGGAGCUGGAGCCCCUGGGCGCCGCCUCCCCGGACCUGCAGGCCCCGCCGUCCCCGCCCGCGCCCGAGGUGGCCACCUGCCUGUCCGGUUUCGCCUCGGCCAUGGGCGCCCUGGCUGGCGGCCUCGGUACCUUCCCCGCGGGCCUGGCGGGGGACUUCUCAGUCGGGAGACCGACGACGGUCGCCGCCCACGGGCCCCGGGCCCCAGGCCCCGCACCCGGCUUCGGUGCCGGACGUCAGACCGCGGCCCCCGCCUUCCGCGUGGACCCCUUCGUCUACCGUCGGGAGGGGACCGAAGUGUGAGGGGGGCCGGGACGUCCCCAGUGCUGUGCGGACGUGCGGAGCUCAAGCCCGGUUCCCGCCUGCUUGGCGCCGCAGAGUCAGCGCCCCAGAGCGAGCGCAGAGCCCCCGGAGCCGCCGAGAACAGAUCCAGGCGAGCGCGCGUCAUCCCCCCCGCCCCCCGCCCCUGUGGCCCCGCUGUUCCCGCUGUCCUGCCUCACCCUCACCCCGCGACCGCGACCGUUCAGAUGGGGCAAAUGGGCCGCUCCCUGCUCCCCCUGUUCUUCCAGCUGCUCUGGACCUCGAACCUGUGCUCUCUGGCAUCCGCCUUAAAGGGGCGACAGGCUGGCGCUCGGCUCCAGCUUUUAGGAGGGGAGCCUGGCCCGCUCCAAAGAGCCUUCUAGGUGCUUUCGGGAGGGUGGCCCGCGUUCUACCCCGCGGCCCAUUUCCUCCUCCUCCGGCCCAGCCUGGUCCACCUGGCGGCGCAGGGCCUUCCCUCCUUUCAGGGAAGUGGGCAGGGGGGUCGCAGGGCCCCGUGGGGCCAGGUAGCUUCUCUUCACCGUCACCAGCACUGUGGCAGCCAGGGAAGGGAAUCCCGACUGGGACGCAGGUAGGAGGGACUUUCUAGUGGCUGCAGCUGUGGGUGACGGCAAGGGAGAGAGCUGCAGGCGGCCAGGGGACUCCAGCGCCUUUCCCUGAUGGUGCCUGGCCGUCACCGACCCUGUCCUGGGACCGGGAGCCUCAGGGGACCACAGGAGCAGUGCCUAGCACCCCAGAGUCACAGGAUGGGCUCCAGUUUACUCCCCACCCCACUCCCACCGGCUCACUCUUGCUCCUUAUCCCCCAGUUUGGGCCCAAGCUGCCCCCCGCAUGCAGAGGGAAGGGACAGCCUCCCACGUAUAAGUGAGCCCACUCUCCCACUUGCUAUUUACCCAGAGGGUUCUCUUGGGAGCCUACAGCCAUUGGGAGGAGAACUUUUGGCCUCGUACCAAACUUGGCCGGGGGCGCCAAUCAUUCCAGCACCUCCAGGCACUGUGGGUGCUUGGCAGGUGCACCCCCUUUCCCUGAGCCCAGGUGGUUGGAGGAGAACAGGGAGAGAGGAGUUACCUUGGGAGGAAGGUAGCAGAUUAGUGAGCCAGACACCCCCCCCCCUCCGGGCUGGCAGACUGAAUUCAGAAUCCAGCUGGCCCCUGGAUGCUGCUGGGCCACUGCCGGAGCUGGGAGGGAGGGCUGCACUUGUGUUGGUUCCUUGGAGCUGACUGGCAGUGGGGUCCUGAUGAACA